Molecule: messenger RNA, 1486 nt
Organism: Poecilia latipinna (sailfin molly)
Lineage: Eukaryota; Metazoa; Chordata; Actinopteri; Cyprinodontiformes; Poeciliidae
Product: cytochrome c iso-1/iso-2-like
Exons: 3
Coding region: 709-1023 (104 amino acids)
Molecular function (GO): heme binding; electron transfer activity
Source: RefSeq, a predicted model, not a curated record
UAUUAAUCUUAAAGAAUAAAAGAUACACAUGUAUUUGUGAUAGUGGACCACAGGUUAUUUCACAUUUUUUCCACAAUACACUGGCUUUAAAAUACUUUAUUAGGGUUUGUAUUUCAUAGACCACCAUAUAAGUGUAUCAGAUAAACAGCUCGGGGUAGUUUGUGUAAGGGUGUCACUUCUUUAAAUGUAACAGUUUGUCGAAAUUACACACUGAAAUAUCAAGUGAAUAUAAUAGAUCCUUCCUGUGCAAUAUUUGCUUUAUAGCUAUUAUGAUUGACUGCAUAUUACAAACUGCCAUUUAUUAUGAGGAUUAUCAAAAUUUCCUCAUUGGGUUCUCAAUUUUUUGUAACCAGUCAUCAGAGCUUAAUCUGACUCAAACUGUUGUGUAACGAGCACUGAGUCAAAGCAUUUCAAACAUGCAACUGACAUACAUGGCAAACCAACCCCACCUGUCUUUCAAGGUGGGUGUGACUCAAAUAUUAGAGCUUAUUCAACCCUCACCACCGGACCACGCCCCUCUCUGAAACUUUAUUUCAUGUACUUUAUGGUUCAAGUACAGUUCAAUCAUAGCAAAACAAGAUUUCUGGUCAGCAAGCAAUCGAAAGGGAAGGAGUGUGAAUUUGAGACAGAAAGGUGACAACAUCUACCUGAGGGCGAUUUAACACAUUCCACUCUGACGUCUUUACCUCCCAUACCUAGCUGCUGGCGAUGGGGGACGUUCAGAAAGGGAAGAAGGUGUUUGUCCAGAAGUGUUCCCAGUGUCACUCUGUGGAAGAAGGAGGUUGCCAUAAGGUGGGGCCAAACCUCUGGGGGCUGUUUGGAAGGAAGACGGGCCAGGCGCCUGGAUACUCCUACACUCAGGCCAACAUGGAGAAAGGUAUCAUCUGGAACGAGGAAACUCUGAACGUCUACCUUGAAAAUCCAAAGAAGUACAUUCCUGGUACCAAGAUGAUCUUCAGUGGGAUCAGAAAGAAGAAAGAAAGAGCAGAUAUUAUUGCCUACUUAAAGGACGUGACCUCCUAAUAUACUGACACAAACAGUAACACACAGAGGGAUUGAAAGAGCUUUAAAGAGUCAAAAAUGUACCGUUUCUCUUAUUUUUCUACGCCUAUUCAUUGUGGAAUUAGCCGCUCGAUGCGCACAGGAACACCUACGCUGAACUUUUAUUUGUUCAAUUAUAUUUAUCUUGUUUGUUCUUGCUGAAGAUGUUGAUUGUUCAGUUCUGGUUUAGAUUUGUAUUUGGCCCCUUUUUGUUUUUGAAUGGGUUGAAUGGGGAAGAUAUUUUACUCUUGUUCUCAUUUUCUCCUAUUUUAAGAACAACAGCUUACAAACAAACGUUUUGAUUUUCAAUUUACUAGAGCAGAUCUUGACAGGUUAUGCGUGUACUUGUAAUUCAGCAGCUGGAUCAAUAGUAACAAGUCGUUUAAUUUUUUUAAGGGGCGUUUUACAACGUCUGAACCAAUAAAUAAAAUUGUUUUGUGUCAGA